AUGGAGAGCAUGAGCUGUGGAGGUCCACUAGGCAUCGACGUGCUAGCCCACGAAUGGCCCAAGGCGCUUUUGUACACUUUCCCGCCUAUACAGCUGCUCCUUGCUUUCCUCGAGAAGGUCAGGAAAGAUGAGCGUUACCCUGUGUGCAAAACUGAAUGGGAUGGUCUACAAUGCUGGCCCAGAGUUGUAGUUGGUGAGGUUGUCAGUAUGACGUGUCCAGAUUUCUUUCGACAUUUUACAACUAAACAAGGACUUGUCUAUAGAAACUGCACACGCAGGGGCUGGACCUACUCAUUCCCACCAUACCCUGAAGCCUGUGACUUUGAUAAUGACACAGACGUGGAACCGGAGAAUACGAAAUUGUACUACUCAACAUUUCAACACAUCUACACUGCAGGUUACUCCACGUCACUGGUUUCAUUAAUUAUAGCCAUUGUUGUUUUUGCUGUUUUCAGGAAGUUCCAUUGCACCAGGAAUUAUAUCCACAUGAACCUGUUUCUUUCAUUCAUCCUCCGAGCCAGUGCUGUUUUCAUAAAAGACGCUGUGCUCUUUGCAGAUGAAAACAUGGAUCACUGCUCCAUGUCAACGGUUUCAUGUAAAGCUGCUGUUGUGUUCUUUCAAUUCAGCAUUCUGGCCAAUUUCUUCUGGUUACUGGUGGAAGGCAUGUACCUCCAGACACUUCUGGCACUAACGUUUGUUUCAGAGAAAAAAUAUUUCUGGUGGUACUUUUUGGUGGGAUGGGGUGCUCCAGUUACAGUAAUGACUACAUGGGUACUCACUAAGAUCUAUCAUGAUAACCAUGGAUGCUGGGAUGACAAUGAAGAUAUUACAGUUUGGUGGAUCAUCAGGUGCCCAAUACUUUUUGCAGUUUUUGUCAACUUUGUUAUAUUUGUGAACAUUAUCAGAAUACUGGUACAGAAGCUGAAGACACCAGCUGUGGGAGGGAAUGAUUCAAGCCACUUUAUGAGGCUUGCAAAAUCAACUCUGCUUCUCAUUCCACUGCUUGGAGUUCACUAUAUUGUCUUCGCAUUCUUCCCAGAAAACACUGGAAUAGAUGCAAGAUUAUAUAUUGAGCUUGGAUUAGGCUCUUUUCAGGGUUUUUUUGUGGCUUUACUUUAUUGUUUCUUGAACGGAGAGGUUCAGGCAGAACUGAAGAAACGUUUAGAAAGGUGGCACGGCGAGGGACAUUUGAGUUUUAAACAGAAACGCAGAACCUUGUCCUCAGACAGCAGCACUGUGAAUUUCGUGUCUCAGCAUACUGAACUUGAAAAACUUAGCCCUAAAAGAAGACCAUCUAGAUACCACAACUGUAUUUCCUCUGUGUGACGUACAUUUGGUUGGCCACCUAAAGCCAUGUGCUAUAUGUGCAACGCAUUGUGCUAUGCCAUUUUUAAGAUAUUACUUGUUUGGGGGACCAGGUGGAUGCAUGAAUUGGUAUGUCUUAUAUGAAAUCAGCGGUUCUUGACAAAAUUUGUGUUGAGUGCCUUUGUGAAAUGUUUUCUGGGCUCCAAGUUCAAUUCCUAGUGGACACGUGUGCACAUAACAAACUCAUUAAGGUCUUAAGGUAUGGCUAAGGAAAGGCUUUAAAAAUAAUUAAAAGAUAGAUUUUUUUUUCCAUUUUUCCCACCAAUCAAUAUUAUUUUAAAUGUCUAAAGUAAAUUACCAGCAAUUUAUUAAGAUUGGGUCAUUUUAUAUGCAUUCUGGAACAAAAAAAAAGGUAAAUAUUUAGGGCAAUGCGUGUUCUUAACCAGUAUUUGUGGUCUGAUAAAUAUGACUGUACAUUGAAUUUUGUUUUGUGGACUUUUGGAAGGAUGUACCUCAUUUGUUUUUGCAUACACAUCCAAGAAAAAACAGAAAUAUUUGUCAAAAAAUAAACAACACCGCCGCACUUUUUAGUCUUGUAUGAUGUGCAUUUCAGUUUUUAGCUUUAAAACAUUUCUUUACAUAAUGCUCUUUGAAACAAAAUAAAAAUACCAUGAUUUUUUUUAAAAAUAUAUGACGCUAAAACAAAUUGCAUGCAAUAAAAAGCACCCGUGAGUAAGGGGCAGUCAGCACACCGAUUUCCUACAAGAAAUUUUUAGGAAUUCAGAAAUGUUCUUUAUGUCAGUGUUGCUCAUAGUUUCUGUUUUAGAAGCAGUGUUAGCCUAUUCGGUGUAUCAUUUCUGAACACUUUGUAUACUUACAAUGAAUCAACUUUUCCUAUUGACACCAUAGCAGAUUUUUGAAAACUGCCUGCUGUAGUCUUUUUUUGCAUAUACAGUAUAUGAUCGCUCACUGCCUGCUGUAGUCUUUUUUUGCAUAUACAGUAUAUGAUCGCUCAUUGCUAUCACCUGAACUUCCUCUGCUGUUAUCAAGGAAGUUUUUCUAAAGAGUUUAAAAAAAAAAAAAAAAAAAGCAUUUGCAAGCAAACUUUAAUUUCACUCUGCGCGCUGACAGCUUCUUUGCGCGUGCUGUUAGUACCGUAAAUGAUACAAAACAUGACGCAAAACUGAUUCAUCACAACCCUUCCUUAGCCUACCUUACGGCAAUGGAUCAGAGAGGAGACUGGACUCCUUAAAUCAAAGCACAAAGUUGCUUUCAUACCAAAUGUGCCACCAUCCUGAAGCACUACUGAACACACCAAUUGCCUUCGUAGUUCAGAUUAUGUUUCUGUUUUUAUAUUUGAUUAGUCUACUGACUUGAUUGGAAUUAUUUCCCACAUCACUGGAGCAAUGUGCCAGUAUACAGCCAGGCCUGCAGGUGUUGAAAGAGUUAAGAUCCCCCAAUUUGCACACAGACAUACUCACCACAAUUACCAAUAUCUUUGUGAUUAUGUUAUGUUAUAGUGCUGAUUGGCUGAUUGAAUUCCUAACCCAGAUUUCUUGUUACCAUACUGCGUGUGUAAAACAGUAAAUCUGUGAUCUCAUGUAGCAGAGUUUAAUAUCCAUUCAACAGACGGUGUACCCUGAUCACCACCUUCCAACAUGAAUGAAUGAUUCCUAAGUGGUCUGUUGAAGUAAAUUCUUCUUUUCUCUGAAAUGAAACAUUGCAAUGCACAUUUCCAGUACAGGUUUCUUGGUCGCUGUGUGUGCUGUGACCUUUCUUUUAAAGGAGCAGUGCUACUGUACAUGGAAGAAUGUGUUUGUUAGUGGAAAUGCAAGCUUAUGAUUAAUGACUAAAUACACUUGAUGUGAAAAGACUGUAUAAGACAUCAGUGAGUAGGUGUGGGAAGCUUGUUCUGUUUUAAUUAUUUGUAAAAGUAUCAUUUAUGCUUGACCACAAAAAUAGCAAAAAAAAAAAAAAAGCAACAAGCCAUGACUAUUAAUAUAAUAGCAGGGAGGUUGUUCAUCCACUCAUUUUCUUGUUUACAAUAGCACCAGUAAUUGCUGGUGUACUUUUACAUUGGCAAUGCUACUACUGUAGAUACAUACUGUAAGUGUCCCAUGUUGUCAAUAAGGUGGCUUUCAAGGACACAGAAUUAUAACUUAUUUUAAAAGUAUAUUCACAUAGAGAGAAUGAAAAUGUUUUGUAGGCUUAGUUCGGGUACAAGGAGUAGGGUCUACACAAGGCCAAGGGUCUAUUCAAACAGAUAUGUAUGCAAGUAAUUUCAAUUUGAAAAAACGAUUCUCAAUCACACAAGAUUUGUCAAAAUCCCAAUACAUCUUCUGCUGUGUAUAAAUAUCAUCAUAUUUAUUUAACAUUUGAAAUAGUAAAAGUUAUUUAUUUUUUUUAUAUUUAAUAGACGUUCACAAGUACAAUCUUUGUUUUUGUUAUAUAAUAAGGAUAUCACUUCUAUAUAGGGAGUUCGUACAGUUGGAGCAGGCACAGCCCACUUGCCAAAACAGUGAGGUAAAAUACGCAUAACUUAUUACCUUAUAAUAUAAACUAGUUUGCAAAGCCUUAGGAAUCUGAAAACAGUGACACUAUAGUCGAUUGUUAUAAGUAUUAGAGCAACAGAAAACCAAAAAUAUAUUUAGAAGAAUAUGUCUUAGUCUAUCUUUCUGUUAAUAAUCUAGAUUAAAGCAAGUUACAUAUUUAAAUUGUAUUGGCACACAACACUACACAGACAUUAAAAUGAUCUAUUUGUAAGUAUUAUUCUUCACCCCAUCCUACAAUGUGACGUUUAACGGCCAAUCAAAUCACAACAAAGCUCUCCCAAACCUUUUUCUGCUAUAUUGGGUCUCAGUAGGUACAGUAGGAAGUUCAAUGUUAUAAAGUAGGACAGUUUCUAACUUGUGUCAUAUCUGUGAACAAGAUGGAGCAAAUGUGUUUUCCUAUUUUUUUUUUUCUGUUUUGGCUUGAUAUUUACAUGUCUAUGUUAGUGUUGCUAGUGUUCAGUCUUCAGUGAUCAAAUGUAUCUUCCAGUAUAAUGUUUAGUUUCCAACAUACCUAAUAAAAGGGAAAAUGGUACCAUUCCAUGAACAGCUGUUGAGAAAUCCUUCUUUAUUCUUUUGUAUUUGUGUAAGUAUUGUAGGGAAAUUAGCAAACUGACUGUUUUGUUAAAAUUGUUACAUAUGUGAAAAAACAAUAAUAAUAAACUAGAAAUGCAAGAAGAUAUUUUUUGUGACUAUAUGUGCAGUAUAUUUAUGAUAAAAUUAUAUUUUCCUCCUGUAGAA
Polyodon spathula (Mississippi paddlefish) is the source of this 4595-nucleotide messenger RNA. RefSeq names its product vasoactive intestinal polypeptide receptor-like. The record is from RefSeq and is a predicted model, not a curated record. Gene Ontology annotation, cellular component: plasma membrane. The coding region runs from base 1 to 1326 and encodes 441 amino acids. Gene Ontology annotation, biological process: adenylate cyclase-modulating G protein-coupled receptor signaling pathway; cell surface receptor signaling pathway. Lineage: Eukaryota; Metazoa; Chordata; Actinopteri; Acipenseriformes; Polyodontidae. The transcript is spliced from 13 exons. Gene Ontology annotation, molecular function: vasoactive intestinal polypeptide receptor activity; G protein-coupled peptide receptor activity; peptide hormone binding.